AUGGCAGUAAAUAACCGAUAUGGGCAUCUUAAGAUGGAAAGAAAAAGAAAAGAGCAGGAUAAAUCCACCCUCAGAGGUAUGUUGCUGUACUUUCAGCCAAUUAAUUUAAAGUUGAUCACCUGCCAUAAAAUUUGAAAGUUUCAUUUAAUUACCGUUUAGGGUAAGUUUAGGGGUAAACAUGCAGGCAGUUGUAAUAAAGCUCUACAAUGACAAGAAAACAGAAAAUGCGUGUACAGUCGAGAAUACUUUUAAAAACUACUCCUUCUGCCUUAUCAAGGGAGUAGUUUAGACAUCACUCGUUUUUUUUUUGUGCCGUAAGUGUUGGUUGAUUACUCACGAGACAUGGUAAGCGCAAAAGCCAUGUAGAGAGAGCCCUUAGUUAUAAAAUAUAAAAACAAUCAAAAGCAAAGUUCCUUACUCUUCCACAUAGAAGUAAGUAAUUAUGUGAAAUAUUGAUCAUGUCUGAUAAGCCACAAAAUCAGUCCAAAUUUUGGUGAGUGAAAGGAAUUUGAGCGGGAGAAACCAUUGCCCAGGGACAUAGCAACUGAAAAAACAUUGCAUGUUAGUCUAUUACUGAUCAUAAAUGUCACUAAGGAAAUCUAAAAACUUUCUAAAUAGCGAUUACGAUAACGAAAUAUUUAAACCCAAGUAGGUCGGAAAAGAGCACGCUUUUUAAAAUAAAUAUUGAAAAUUUAUAUAUUUCCUUCUCUUUGUCUUGCAAUUGAGUUCAAAAGACAUUUCGUAAUCAGGUACCACAGUUUUGAAACUCUUAAACAAUAUCUGUAACGUUGUGGGUGCCUUGUUCUUUAUUGGACAAUCCUCUUAGAUUAUUUUAGUGAUGCACUGAUAUGAUGUGGUGCAGGCAACUCUGGUUUGCAGUAAUUUAAUUUCAUGAAAACUUUUCUUUGCCAAGUUGUAAACAGGAAAGAGUAUUUUUACAGCAAAAGCAGUGAAAGAAGACUGACUACCUUUGGCAUCGUCAAACUAAAAAGACUCUCUGACGCAAAGGAAGCUUAACACUAUAACAGUUUUAUUCCCUUUUCUACCACUGCUUAAAAGCAUCACACAGACUAAAAUCUUUCCAUCACGGAAGCAGGAUGUAGGUUAGAAGAAGCUGGUGAAAUGAAUUUAGAAACUUUCCAACUGCUUGACAGUAGGGCAUCUGAAAUAACAAAUACCAUUUUAUUCCAAUAAUGCUUGUGGCACCAUCAGGAAACUUAAUUUUAGAUGUACGGAGGAGAGGGUAGUUUACAUUACGGGUUCCAUAUAACCUUAGCUUACUAAACAAUCACUGAAAACGAACCAAACAUACUUUCGGUCUGAAGCUAGGCAAUUUUAUGUCUUUCCCACGCCUUAAGCAUUUUGAGAGAUUCCUCGAAGGAUUUCAGUGGUGUUUACCGUAGGUACUUUAUGGAUUUUGUCACCUAUAGUGGGUCAAUUUUGCUGUUACUAGUUAAGAGUAAUAUUGUUUGUCAUUACAUUCAGUGAAGAAAAAACGCAAAAACUUUUUGCGCACUAAGAGGGUCAGUGUUUCCUUCAGGCUGGCGGUGAUGUUUAAAAGGGCUAUGACGUUGCUGAUAGAGUUGUAAUUUGAUUUUUCCCUGAAUAUUUUCUCAAGAUUUUGCAAACGGAAGAUAGAUUGCGGCAUGGAAGCUAAACACACAUUAUUCAUUAACCUUUUAAAAACUUCUUUGUUUAAAAUGACCGAAAAAGGAAAAAACAAAAACUCACAGGAUUCGAGCAGCCCUUAAAACACGCCGAGUUCGUGUGGGAAAGUCGCACUGUCAAGAGACUGACUCUACAAAAGACUGACUGAUAAAGAGGCCGCGGUGGCUCAAUAUUAGGGAACAUCUUUAAAUACACGUCAUCAGAGUGUGGCCAACCUAUUAAAAUAUUAGAUUUACUUUGCUAUUGGUUCGGAAAUCAAAGAUAUUCAUUUUUAUCUGAAACGUGAUAACAAACUGUCAUGCUAAGAUUGUUUUUUUUUUGUAUACCCGUCAUAUAUUAAAUUCAUUCUUCUUAAUGACAUUUUUAUCAUAAAAAUUAGUAAUGAAAAGUCUUCGCUACAAUUUCUCUUGCCUCUCUUCCUAUAAUUAGUUGACGUCAUUCAUUCGUGGAAUUUAGUUCAAAUUUAAUUUAGUUAUGUUGGUCUUUUUAUCGAUGUAUGAAUCGUUCUGAUGUCUCUAACCUCGUUCAAGUCCUAAUUAUGCGCAAAAAAUAUCGCAUAUUAAAGCUUCGGAAAUUGAAAACGUGGCCUUAGUUUAUAACAAUAAUGAAAACUGUGACAAGAGAGAGUCGUUAUACAAAUUGAACGAGUACAAAGUUAAUAUUACAGUCAAUUGAAUAUCAAUAUGAUCCAUUCUGCUAUUGGCUGUUUACUGGUGAUAUUUGUCUUACUUACUCGCGUAGAGCGAAUAUAAUUAGCGCCAAGAACACAUAAAAAGAGUCUCUAGGCAUGUGUGUGACUUCGGUCUUCUAUUCAAAUAGUUCAUUGCCUGGGCGUUGCGUUUCUAUAGUGGAAAAGCAAAUACAGCAGAUUUCUUCGCCGCGUGUUAGUAAAUAAUUCCUUACUGUUCCGGCAAAAUAGAACAGCGUCGAAGAGGUAAGCGCAUUACUUCUGGUACAUUAUCCUUGAUUUCAUCAGUUGACAUUAUUUUUCAUUCUUCUUUAUGUCUGUCGGUAAAAAUGUGUUCUGACAAACGCAGCUGCCGGGUAAUUUAGAAAAAUCUUUUGGUCCUCUGAGAUUAUCAAUACUAGUUGAUGAAAGUACAACUGAGAUUCGAUAAAUCAACGGAACUUUGCCGCGUACAUCUUAAAGAUUUGUCAAAAUGCGUGGUUAACAUUUGAUCAGUGAAAUGCCUCUGAUUAAAGAAAAGCGGAUUAACAAAGAACAACAAUGGGUAGCAGCGUUCACCUCUACACUCCAAACUACACAUUGACUUCAGAUUAUUAUAGUUUUUUUCUUUAUGGACAGCCAACCAAUUAUCCUAGAAAAGCUGCCGAGCUUCCAGAGUAUGUAAAUUAGUAGGAAAAUAUCUCUACCAAUCUUACUUUUAGGGCUCUCAUAAUUAUGUAACGUAAAACUGAUAUAACUGGAAACUGUUAGCAGUCUCAUGAAGAAAUCCGUAAAUGCGAAGUAGCUAUUGACACAUAGCUCUUGGAAUCAAGGCUGAACAAUCUGAAAUCAUUUGGCAUGACAAAAGUUUAACAUGGCGAUAUUUAUUUUCAUUAAUGCCAAUAUUUUAGUUCAACACCAAUGUUGACAUUGCUUGAACAGCCAUUAAUGAAGUGUUAUCUUCAUCACAAAACGUUCUCCAAGGAAUAUUUGCUGUUACUAUUAUUUGAAUACCAUCCUGCUUUUAGAGUCAUUUUCGGACAGAAUAAUAGCAAAUGUGGAGAUACAAGGGGGGGGAUUUGAAUUGCAUAAAAACAAAAUACACAUGAAAAUUUUACAUAUUGAUUUUCGCACGCCUUAAGGUCUAUGAAUAUGCUUAGUUUCUUACAAACUUUUUGUGAGCUUUUUAAACAAAUUACUGGUGAAAGAUCUUGAACUACAGUUCAUUCCGGUUGACAUCACGCGAUUAUUUUACGAUUAGAAAAGCAAUGUGCAUUUUCAUCAGCUAUUCGUUUUUUAAACCGUUGGUUCACCCUUAAUGUGAUAACUGAAAAUUUAGUUUAAGCCAUGACGAGGAAAAUUGAGCGUUUAAAGUGAUGUGCAGAGAAAAUUUUCCUUCACGUGAAAUACUUUUCGGUUUCGACAAUCGCUCUGACGAAGGGCUAACGCUCGAAACGUCAGCUUUUUUACCCUUUACGGUGGCUAAUUUACGUUUUCAACUCAGUUGUUAACACUAAAUUACCUGCUAUACUCUCCCACCGACGCAGCACCACAGUUUCUUUAGAAACUUACCCCUUUAUUCUUUUUUCGGAAAUUGAUCUUAAAACUUCCAACAUGGUGGAGUUUAUUUUUAAAAAACAUUUGAAAAUGCGGAGGGUUUUUCUGGUUCUGUCUCUCUUUUUGUUAUUGAUCACACUAAUUCAACCUUGAAACUGAUAUGACGAAUUUGAUUACGGAACUUUUAACGACGAUCAAGCAUUACUUCCUUUGGAGAAAAUCUUUUUUCGAACCUUCUUUCCAUUUAAUGAGACUGGACCAACUCUUUUUUAACAAGAUGUUUGCAGUUUGACGAAAACGCAUCACGGUUCUUUCAAAUUAGCGUUCUGUAGGUGACAUCUGUGGUACAUUUUCAAAGAAUUAUCUUCGCGUGAGUGUAUGUGUCAAGCCCUCUCUUAAAAAAUUAAGCAUGGCCAUACAAAGGACAAUCAAGUUAGGGGUUCGAGUGAUCUUCGUUAGGAAAAGAUACACAUGCUAUGACACGCAAUAAGAUCUUAAGGUUUCACGAAAAUGUUACCCCACGCAAAUUGAGAAUUAAUGAUGCGUGCAUAUUUCAUAAUUCAUAUUUCACAUUUCGCGAUAACAGUGCUUAGUCACAUUCAUUUGUUUUCAAAAUUGAUAACUUUGAUGAAAAAUGAUUCUUGGAAUAAUGAUUUGUCACGCGAAAGAUUAUUGUCAUUAUUUUUUUUCCUUAUACUACGACAAACUGAGCGACUGUGCAUAGUUUGAAAAUCCUCGCUGUCUGAAAACAGGGAGAAGAUUUUCUUUACUUCUAGAAACGAAAUAUUGAUAUUUGACUUAUUUUUGUUGUUAUCAUUAUAAUGCCAAGAUUACACCUCCAAGAAGAGUUUAGCUCAUCAAUAUACACCUGUAAACCAUUAAAAGCCAAAAAUUACAGUGCAAAUAUGCUUAGCUCUACGUGAAUAUGGCGUCUUUUGGCGAUAAAAAUCCUCCAAUGGCUUCCAAUUUUGUAUUUCGGCUCAGCUCAAUUUAUUUUUAGUCUUUUAUAUACAAUUGCCCCCGAGCCAAAAAACCAUGUUACUCCUAACAAAGCCGGCGAAUUUUAAAUUUUAAACAUCAAGUUACAAAAAUGUUCACUUGUACAAGAUAUUUAAUUCGAUAUCCGGUAAAAUAUCGUUGGAACUAUGCAUGAACCGGAUAUUCUACAUGUGUUAGAGAGUGCUAGCUUCGGCGUUUUUUAUCAGGAAGGAGUCGUCAACAUUGCAACAGAAAUUGAAGAAAGAAAAUAGAAAAUAUAUAUGCUUUGGUACGUGAUCUCAAUUAACUUAGUUACACGAUCCAAAUUUCCAACGAACUUGUACAAAUGGAACAGAAAAGAAAAAAAAAUUGGAAAAAGGCGUAAACGAAUUUUGGUACAGCUGAAAAUUAUGCUUACUGUCCCAGAAAAUAUAUCCUUCAUGUCUUGAUUAGUCGAUACCCCGAGGGGCGAAAUAAAUGCUGACUUACAUCGUGUUUUUCCUACUGUUUGAAAACAAAAAAUACCGUUGCUAGCGAACAAAAGAAAAACUUUGAAAUAUUGACCCGGGAAAAAUAAGUGACGCCGUCUUUCCACAUUUGUAGCAGAUUAUUGGUCAAAACAGCAGACAUUGUUCCAUAUAAUAUCGGGCGCGUGACCCAACCACGUUUUAUUUUGUUUUCUAAAUUAGUAAGAGUCACGAUAUAAAUCUCGAACGGGAAAAAGACAGGUUAAAAGCGCAGCAGGAUAGGAAAAAAAUUCUGACUUUCAAUCACUUCUGUAACGUGACAACUCACAAAGAAAACUGAUGUUUAUACUUAGCUUAUUUCAUUACACGUGGUAAGGCAAAUUUCCGGCUGCGGACAGCGUGUCUGGGAAAGCGAAAGUUCUGGCGUUCAGGUAUAAUGGUGUGAAUGUUUCUUUUAUUGUACAGCUUAUUAACGAGCACCGCUGCCGCCAAUUUCGUUUUACACGUAUUUAAGGCGUUAUUAGAAGACAGGGAGCUAAGGAAUUGUUCAGUUCUCUCCGUCACGGGGGAAAUUAAAUCACACUCCAUGGUAAAUUGUUUUCAUUUUGAUUCGCUCGUACACAAUUACCGCUCUAACAACGUGGCGCUAAGAAAGUAGAACCACGCGGUGACCCUGAAUAAUCCUUGAAUGAAAUCCGAUUUAAAAACUUGCUCUUAUUGGAUUAUUUGAUUCGUUUUCUGGUAAGUUGUGCGCUUCAAAGUAGGGAGAGCGCAGUGAAUUAUUUUGCCUAUAAAGCGAUGUGUAUAAUAAUAGGUGAUAACCAUGAAAGUAGGUUACUAUAACUACAAACGAUUGUUUGUUACACUCGGUAGGUGAGGCACGGAGACUGCAAGUUUUCCCAAUGAAGCAAAUCGAUAACGAACACUGUGAUGCAGACAGUGGAAUGGCACCAACAACCCCGUGUUAUCCAAGAAUCCCAAGGAAAAAAACUCAGGAACAACAAGCUGUGGUGGACGAGAUACUUCAAGUGGUUGCUGAUCAAGGAAGGCGCUUUUCGCUUUCGCAAACGGACUACAGCGUUCAAAAGAGAAUCGAAUGUGGCCUAAGACGGAAAAAAAGACUAACAAGCGACGCGUCUAGUUUUGAUGAUUCCAGUUCAUGUGCAAGCGGCUCCGACCUUUCUACUUCGCCACCACCAACACGGCAUAGCAGUAUCAGUAUCAAUUCAAGUUUUUCAGAUGAUGGCAAGAUGUUCGAAUAUAGCAGUAGACCGCAAACUCUUCCGCCGCUCCACCGAAAUAGAAGCCACAGGCCUGCUCGACCGACGCCUCCUAAAAUUGACUUUGACGAGGAGCGAGAAAUAAGUCGCUCUGGCACCUUGUCGAGACCUAUGUCCGCGCGGGGACAACGAUCACGCCCACAGAGAGGUUUCACGUUAUAAUUCCAGAAAACGCAAAACAUUGAGAGAGAUCGUUAUGAAUUUAUUACUUCAGUGAGGACGUUAAAUCUCACCCAUGGAGGAAGUGUUCUGGCUUGAAUUUUAGUAGUGUAGAGUUUUGAAAAAGAAAACAAUUCAUGCGUAUAGUGCACAACGAGGGCCAACAUUAGGAUGUCAACAUAUAAACUCUAAGUUCAACUGCCAGAGUAGAAGGCUUAUGACAGGUGCCGGAGGCCGAGCAAAAAGAAAUUAGUUAAGCUGUUGCUCGUUUAAGGAAAAAAAAGGGCCCUGAAGGAAACGAUCAAACAUACUUGAAGUCUGAUUCGGUAGCAAUAUAGCUGAAGAUUACAUCAAUGAUUCCAUACACCAUGUGCAGCAAAUUUAUUUUCAAAAAAUCGACGCCAAAACAUGCCGAAUACAAGAGGGAUCAUUAGCCACAACAGAACUUUUCAAGUGUUAUCAGCUACACGUAAACAAUUGCAUUUUUCGAGAACAAUCUAGGAGGUAAGAGGGUUGUCUCUUUGCAAAAUUCAUCAUGAAAACUGUUAGAAAAGAAAAAAUAGUGACAUGGAAACUGAACAGCAUUCUCUAUCGUCAAAAAUGUCAUUGAGCGGUUGUAGAUCACUUAUAGCAUGGCGUGUAGCAGCCUCAUUUAAAGUCAAAACAACGGACGGUCUGAAAUGAAUCGUUGCAAAGACUAUUCCUUUGUUUCAUUCUAUAAAACCUACAAAUCAAAAUCAAUUUUUAAUAGCAGCACAUAGCGACUCAUUUCUUCUCCCUAAGUUUUCAAAAAGCGAUAUUUGUUCAAUAAAAAUAAAAUAUAAAAUGCUAAUUUACCUAGAUAUUCACGGAACAUUUGAUCAAUAAUUCUACAAUGUAAAGAGAUGAUCGUCUUUCAGGUGAAGAUCGACCGGAAAGGAAGAUUCAGAAACAAAUUUGUAAAAAGGAAAAAAUAUAGGUUUUGGUUAGAGUAAAUAUGGAGUAAGAAUAAAAGAUGUAGUACACAAUUACACCCGUGGUGUUGUCUGAAUUACAAACUGAUGCGAUUUGAAUAUGCUAAAUAUUUGUAUGGCGAAUUAUGAGAAUGCGUGUUCUCAUACGUGUGACGGUAAUGUAAAAAAAAAAAACAAGGAAUACAGAACACAGGUGUUAAAAGUAAUUUUCACAUUUAAGGG
Pocillopora meandrina is the source of this 7951-nucleotide messenger RNA. NCBI's taxonomy places the organism in Eukaryota, Metazoa, Cnidaria, Anthozoa, Scleractinia, Pocilloporidae. The record is from the annotation of a GenBank genome assembly.